Suricata suricatta (meerkat) is the source of this 2776-nucleotide messenger RNA. It is a transcript of the gene TNFRSF13C, whose product is annotated as TNF receptor superfamily member 13C. NCBI's taxonomy places the organism in Eukaryota, Metazoa, Chordata, Mammalia, Carnivora, Herpestidae. The coding region runs from base 331 to 1023 and encodes 230 amino acids. Gene Ontology annotation, cellular component: external side of plasma membrane. Gene Ontology annotation, molecular function: signaling receptor activity. The transcript is spliced from 5 exons. Gene Ontology annotation, biological process: T cell costimulation; tumor necrosis factor-mediated signaling pathway; positive regulation of B cell proliferation. The record is from RefSeq and is a predicted model, not a curated record.
UGAACCCUCCGUUGGGAGCCUGGCCCAGUGCUCUAACCCAGCACUCUCUGGGCCCCUCCUCUGUCAUGCUCCCCUGGACCUCUCUCCACCCUGCAAACACCUCCUCACCAUCACCUCCUCUACAAGCCUGCCUCCCCCCUCCAAGUCCACUGCUGUGAAGCAGUGUCUUUCCCUGACAUUGGAAGAACAGCCCUGGGAGGGCAGGAAGGUUCCCCAGAAGAGGAGGCAGGUGAGGGGCCCAUCCUUCACUGCCCAAGAGAAGGCCCUGUCUGAGCCCCAGCUCCAUCCCAGCGCCCAGCAGAGGGCCCGCCCAGCAGGCAUCUGGGGGUGAUGGUUGAGUGGUUGAAUGGAGGAACCACAGGCAGCAUGGGCAGCAAGAGGAGAGGUGCCAGGAGCCUGCGGGGCAGGGAGGGGCCGGCCCCCACCAAGUGUGUGGUGGACAAGUGCUUUGACCCUCUGGUCCGAAUGUGCGUGGACUGCAAGCUCCUCCGGACGCCAGAACCUAGACCGGCCUCGCCUCCUUCUGACCCUGCCCCUCCCCGGCCGUCCCUCCCCUCUGCCCCCUGCUCUCCCUCCCCGUCCACUCCACCAGCAGCCGGGCUUGGCAGCCUGGCGCCAGGGACGGCGCUGCAGCCGCAGGAGUCGGUGGGCGCGGGGGCCGCCGCCGAGCCCGAGGCCGAGGCCGCGCUGCCGCUGCCCGCGCUGCUCUUCGGCGCCCCCGCGCUGCUGGGGCUGGCGCUGGCCCUGGUCCUGGUGGGCCUGCUGAGCUGGCGGUGGCGGCGGCGGCGGCUGCGCGCGGCGGCUCCCCCCGGGGACCCGGACCCAGACCGGCACCCGCACGAGCCCCUGGACAACGUCAUCAUCCACCCCCCGAAACCCCUUGAUGCCACAGCUCCCGUCUGGCCUCCACCCAGCGAAGAUCCAGCCAACACCCCGCCUGCCCACAGCGUCCCUGUGCCGGCCACAGAACUGGGCUCCACUGAGCUGGUGACCACCAAGACUGCUGGCCCUGAGCAACAGUAGCAACGGAGGGGGCAGGAAGCGGCUCCUGUCCUCCCUGCGAGCUGUCAGCCAGGGGCUUGGAGGUUGGAUUCGUCUCUUCACUGCAGUGCCCACCUGCCCCUUUUCUGGGAACCUGGCCGCCCCCAGCUAACCCUGCAGAACUACAGACCGCAGACCACAGGGCUCAGACGGCAUGGCGUUCGGCAUGUAGCAUGUGGUGUAAAACCAGACCAUCUCUGGCAGCCGUCGAAGGUGGUGGCUGAGCUCAUGUGCCUUUGGGUGGCUGGGGCACUCUGCGUAGGAGGUUUUUCUUUAAGUGCAGGGAAGCCACCGUAAGCCAGAAUGAAUCUAGGAAAAUGAUGGAGUGGGAGGAUGCUUAAUUUACAGCAGGGUGUUGUAUUUCUUUAAUACUUGCUCUCGGAGCUGUCCCGCUUUAAAGCUGAUGCAAAUGGCAGCGAUGAGUAACCAACUGAGUGGUUUGCUUCAGGGUUUAAUAUAAGGUGAUCUUAACACAUAGCCUGGAUUGUGCUAAUUCUCGGGUAUCGUACCCCAAGGUCAACCCUGCGCCUGGCCCCGUCUUCUAGGACCUGUGAUGCCAUUUUCACUCUAGUAGCAGCUUCCAGAGCCCUCGGUUUGCACCGUGAGAGGAAGUGUUUGGCCCCCCUGGGGCUAGACUGCAAACUCACGCUGAAGGAUGCUCUCCCUCAGAGCCCACCUGGGGCCCAGCUGCCUUCAGGGCACACUCAGCUGUGCACAGGGAAAGGCCCAGGACCCGCAAGAGGUUCCUUGUUCAGAAGCCAGAGCAGGGCUGUGGCCUUGAACCAGCUGGACCUGAUGUCCCUUGAGCUCCCCUUGUCUGUGGUCUCUGCUCUUCAAGCGAGGCCCCAGGUGCUGGGGUCACUUGGCCAUUCUAUGCCAGCCUCUGGGAUCACCCAUUAUGCCAGUGGAAUUGCUCCUCUGACAGCAGUGCCCUUGCUCUGGGGCCUGGGGCUGAGACCGUCUCCUCUAGUUGGGGACCACGCUACGCUUGGUCAGGCGCUGCCUCUCCCACUGGCCCUCCUACACAGAGUUAGAAACUCCCGACCUGGAUUCUGUCCUGGACAGUCCUUGGAACUUGUCACAACUUAGCACCCUCACAAGGAGCGUGGACUAGGAGUCAGGAGAUGGAGCUUUGGGUACCACUUUGUCUCACUAGAGGGCCUUGGCAUGUUCUGUUCCAUGCAUCAUAUGCUUCCUGCCCACCUCUCCCUGACCUUCCCAGCAGACACUCACCCUUCCCGCCCACCCCCUUCUCAGCCCAGAAGAUGGUCUGGAGCCCCUAGCACCCUGAGGCCCACAUUGAACUCUUCCUGCCCACUCCCUCCCUGAAUGCACCCCAAGUGCCCCGAGCCCCGGGCUGCCAGGUAGCUUGGGUGAGGUCAGGUGGCUAGCGGUAAGCAGGAGGGUGGGAAUCGGGCCCAGACAUCCAGACCCUUUCAACUCAGGACUGGGGAGUCUGCAGGCCUCCUCCUGACCACUCCUACCUCCCACUCACCUUUUCCACCACACUGGGGGACUGGGCCCUGGAGGUGAAACAUGUGGGUAAAACCCCUCUGGGGUCCAGACAUGCAAACCUCUGGCACCACUGUGUCCCAGCCAAACCCCAGCUUCCCCUCUGGUCUCGGUUUCCAUUUCUGAAAAAUGGGGGGGUUGGAUGCAGAAAGCUCCUCUGGGCUUAUGACCCUCAGAGGAGAAGGACUGGAAAGAGCCUUAAAGAAUCCUUACCCCCCCCCCC